AUUAGAACUCAGGGUUAGGCUCCUUUGGGAAAGUGGCGGCAUCUGACAUCUAUAGUCGCUCCUGCCAUAUAUUUCCAGCGGCCAAGGAUGGAUGAUAUGGCCACCGGAGACGCAGGGUUCCCCACAGACCUGGAGACCUCACGAGCCACGAUUCAGAAGGCAGCAGCAUAAUUUCGACCCCGCCAUUCCGGUCCCCAGCAGCAUGCUGCCAAUCUGCCACCAACAUUGUGUGGACAUCAUAUCCGGGCAAGCUAGCGUGUUCCUUCUCGGCGACUCGGCAACAAACGUCCAGCCAUCCACGCGAACGAGAACAAAGAAAGAAGAGCCAUCUGAGCCACCGCAGCAGUAAUCAUGG
Molecule: messenger RNA, 355 nt
Organism: Aspergillus nidulans FGSC A4
Lineage: Eukaryota; Fungi; Ascomycota; Eurotiomycetes; Eurotiales; Aspergillaceae
Exons: 1
Coding region: 92-349 (85 amino acids)
Source: RefSeq, a predicted model, not a curated record